Messenger RNA from Baudoinia panamericana UAMH 10762, 767 nucleotides. RefSeq lists its product as uncharacterized. Gene Ontology annotation, cellular component: cytosolic large ribosomal subunit; ribosome. The transcript has 2 exons. Gene Ontology annotation, molecular function: structural constituent of ribosome. Bases 272 to 481 code for a protein of 69 amino acids. Gene Ontology annotation, biological process: cytoplasmic translation. The record is from RefSeq and is a predicted model, not a curated record. NCBI's taxonomy places the organism in Eukaryota, Fungi, Ascomycota, Dothideomycetes, Mycosphaerellales, Teratosphaeriaceae.
AGCCGUCCGCUGGCAAGACCGGGCAGGGUCGCAGCGCCAUUGAGGAUGUUGUCGCGCGCGAAUACACCAUCCACCUCCACAAGCAUGUACGUUCAGUUUGAUGAAGUCCACGGAUGGCCAUCUUGUCCCUGCAAUCGCGGGCCGAUGGCAUCGGACGGAAGACUGAAGACAAGAGCGAGAAUCUAACAGAUAUGGAAAGGUUCACGGCGUGACGUUCAAGAAGCGGGCACCGAGGGCCGUCAAGGCUAUCAGAGAGUUCGCGGCGAAGGCUAUGGGCACAUCCGACGUCCGCCUUGAUCCACAACUCAACAAGAAGGUCUGGGAGUCUGGCAUCAAAGGUGUUCCUUUCCGCCUUCGUGUACGGAUAUCACGCAAGCGUAACGACGAGGAAGGUGCGAAGGAGAAGUUGUACUCUUACGUGCAGGCGGUGAACGUCAAGGAUCCAAAGGGUCUACAGACUACAGUGGUGGAAGAUGCAUAAGCUUGUCGUGCAAUGAGUCUGGCGCAGAGCGGCGUUCUUUCUCACGUCUUACGGUAGCGCCGUGUAAUGGCGACGAUGUUACUUCGCAAUAGGUUUCAUCAAGCGCAAGUGCGCAAUGCCAAAUGUACUGGCCUGCCAGCGCAUCUUAAAGAUGACCGCUCGAACUUUCUCCAUCUAUUUGUGCACGUACAUGCGAUCACAACGAAAUAAGACAAGCGUGGGGACACAGCGCUGGCAUUGUUACAGUCGUUUCAGAUGGAGACCAUCACUCGACCUCACAUCCGUG